GCGCUGGAGAUGGCGGAGGUGCGCUUCUUCUUCGGGGUCGACGAGCUAAGUGCUUCCAACGAGCUCGAAUCGGGCCCAGCCAGCGAGUCCUCGACGGCUGACUCUCAGAAAAGCAAGUCCACGUGUGACGACCCGCGGGCGAGCCUUGAUUCUUCGGAGAAGCUCCGGCGUCGAAUCACGAUUCCGGUCGUGGACCAUGUGGAUGAGAAGGUGCUGGAUGUCCAGACGCAGGAGUACUACCGCUUCGGGGAGUCCACGUGGGACCUUUUCCUCUUCAUCGGAACCGGUGCCCUGGGUCCACUGGGCUCCCUCCAGACCUUCCUGCUCGCCGUGGUCAGCAUGUCCAUGCAGAUUGUCUUUACCGGCAUCGCUUGGUACAACUUCCUGACGCCUGAAGUGGACGAAGACACGGUCCGGGACGCGUUCCGCUGGCGCCGCUCCGCCGGCCACGCGCUGACCCAGUAUGAUCCGCUUUCGAAGUCCUCGCUCGCCGAGAGGGUCUGCGCGCUGGACAAGUCCCUGCCGGUAUCCGGCAUCCAG
This is a messenger RNA of Symbiodinium sp. CCMP2456, 540 nucleotides long. The record is from the annotation of a GenBank genome assembly. NCBI's taxonomy places the organism in Eukaryota, Dinophyceae, Suessiales, Symbiodiniaceae.